This is a messenger RNA of Rattus norvegicus (Norway rat), 2332 nucleotides long. RefSeq names its product butyrophilin-like 4 (gene Btnl4). NCBI's taxonomy places the organism in Eukaryota, Metazoa, Chordata, Mammalia, Rodentia, Muridae. Gene Ontology annotation, cellular component: membrane; cytoplasm; nucleus. The record is from RefSeq and is marked inferred. The transcript has 11 exons. Bases 581 to 2197 code for a protein of 538 amino acids.
CACUUCCCCCCUCCCUCUGUUACCCAUGUUAUGGUAUAAAUUCAGCCUUGGGGAAAAAUAAAAUUGUUGCCUUGACCAGAUUCUUGUCUUGGUGCCCUUCUUCGUGUCCCUUGUCCCCCAUUCUCUUCCAGGUACACCCAGCCCCGUUGUUGACACUAAUCUUCCCCUCCACCUGUUUGGCCUGGCUCAGAAACUUGGGCCCAUCUACAGGAUCGCUUGGGGCUACAAGGUAAGCCAGUCUUCUGUCUUUGUGUGAGCCCUUCUUCCCUUCUGACACUGCCGUUUCUCCUCAGAUGCGGUGGUGCUGAACUCUAACAAAACCAUUGAGGAGGCCUUGAUCCAAAAGUGGGUGGACUUCACUGGCUGACCCCAGAUACUAGAUGAAACCAUGAUUCUGGAGAUGUGGAGACCCACUGCUGACUUUGAGAAGAGCCAAGCUUAGAGCUGUGAGAGCCUCUUGGAGCAGGGCUGAGGUGUGAGAGGAAGAUUUGGGGUUUGCUGUGUUACCUUUGCCCUGAGCUGUUCCUGAUGAAGUCACGGCCUUUCAAAGCUGAGAGCCAAGAGAAGCAGCUCAGCGGACAUGGAAAAUUGUUGCAAGCCCUCUCUGCUCUUCCAUAUCUUGUGCCUGUUGGUCCUUACACAGAUGACUAGCUUGGUAACCGCAAAGGAUUUCCUGGUCUUUGGUCCCUCAGACCCCAUUGUCGCCACACUGGGUGGGGAAGCCAUCCUUCCCUGCUCCGUGUUUCCAGUCAUGAGUGUGGAGAACAUGGAGGAGCUGAGGUGGUUCCGCACCAGAUUCUCAGAAGCAGUAUUUGUCUAUCGGGACCAAGAGGAGCAGAAGGAAGGGCAGUUGCCUGGGUAUUCACAGCGCACCUCAUUGGUGAAGGACCAGUUCCAUGAAGGCAAGGCUGCUGUGAGGAUCCAGAAUGUCCAGGAGUCAGAUAGUGGGAUAUACGUCUGCCACUUCAAACAGGGACACUUCCAUGAGGAGGCCAUCUUGGAACUGAAGGUGGCAGCGAUGGGCUCUGUCCCUGAAGUGUACAUCAAAGGUCCAGAAGAAGGUGGAGUGUGUGUUGUGUGCAUGACUUCAGGGUGGUACCCGGAGCCCCAGGUGCACUGGAGAGACUCCAGAGGAGAGGAUCUCCCAGCAUCCUCAGAGACCCUCCAUGAAGAUGCUGAAGGGCUGUUCAGCACAGAGACCUCACUGGUGCUGAGAGACAGCUCUGUGAGGAAUGUGACCUGCUCCACCUUCAAUCCCAUCUUGGGUCAGGAGAAAGCCAUGGCCAUGGUCAUCCCAGAGCCCUUCUUCCCUCAGGCCUCUCCCUGGAAGGCAGAUAUUUCUGAGAUCCUGAAAAUGAUGCAAGUUCUAUUGUUACUCACAAGCUGUCUUCUCAUGAGAGCACAUUCUGCAAGGCUGAGGUUGCAGUGGAAAUGGAGCCAUUUUCAGCUUGAGAAGGAUGAGUCACAGAUGACAAAGGAGGAUGCUCUCAGGACUGCUAGUGCACUCAGGGAGGAGCUUGAUCGGAGGAAAGCUGCCUACAAUCGAGCCUGGAGGAAGGCGCAUCUGUAUGCAGAUUGGCGCAAAGAACACUUCCAGACCUGGACUUUCACUCUGGAUCCAGGCUCUGCCCACCCCACCCUUGUCAUCUCCCAGGAUAGGAUGAGAGUGACCCGGAAGGACACCAUUGUGUGCUUGGAUGGCCUCUUCAGUGUGCUAGGCACCAAAGGCAUCUCUUCUGGAAGAUAUUACUGGGAGGUGAAGCUGGCAAACGGAGAAGGCAGCAAAUGGAUUCUGGGGGUCUGUAGGGAGGGUGUGGAGAGGAAAGGCUUUUAUUUUGAGAGUCCAGAGAAGGGGUUUUGGACAGUGGGGCAGUCUAGUUGUGGGUAUUUUGCCUAUGUUGACCGUGGGAGGGCUUCCUUAUCCAUCAGGCAAGCUCCGCAGAGUGUGGGGGUGUUUGUGGACUACGAUGAAGGGGACAUCUCCUUCUAUAACAUGAGUGACAUGUCCCACAUUUUCUCCUUCCACAAGGCUUCCCUCUCUGGGACUCUCCUUCCAUACUUUCGGCUUAUGUCUGGAAAUGUCUCGAUGACUGUCAGCUCCAUGGCCUGUGUGUCUGAGGGGCAGGAGGGAGAAGAGGGAGAGAAAGGGGAGGAACAAGAGGAGGGCAAAGAGGGGGAAGAAACUCCAUUCCUCUAGCGUGUCAGGGACACUCUGUUCCCAUAGUGUGGAUUACUGCCUAAGUUGUCAAUGUGACUCCAUGUGGGAGGGUAAAGUAUUUUCAUAUUUAAUGUGAUUUUAGAUUAAAUGUUUACAUUUCAUGUAAAAUAGCAA